Molecule: messenger RNA, 1557 nt
Organism: Symsagittifera roscoffensis
Lineage: Eukaryota; Metazoa; Xenacoelomorpha; Acoela; Convolutidae
Product: ras-related C3 botulinum toxin substrate 1-like
Exons: 3
Coding region: 817-1380 (187 amino acids)
Biological process (GO): small GTPase-mediated signal transduction
Molecular function (GO): GTP binding; GTPase activity
Source: RefSeq, a predicted model, not a curated record
AAAGUCCUAUCUCAACUUGUUCAGAGUAGAAUUUAAUCAAUGCAAACAUCUAGAUAAAAAAUCAAUGAUAUUAAUUCAAAGGUGCAUAUCAUAAUCAUAACUACCAUUACUUAACGAAAGUCAUUCAAUUCAUUUCAGCUAUUAUUAGUUGGUUUAUCGGCCGUGUAAAUUCACAACAAAAGUCAUUACUGUUUUUGAAGAACAAAAACUAAUAAUCCGAUAGCUCGGUUCGAGUUCUUCAUACAUUACAAAGUGUUUGUCAUUCUUUCGAAACAUUUUUUAAUAGACACCUUUCGAAAGUAUUGCCACUUAGCAGACUCCGUUUGCUGUGUAUACUGAAACCAUAUCACAACCCUGAUCAAACUUCAGCUACAUUUUGAUUUAUUUGAUGCAAAUAAAGCGCUUUUUGUAUGGUUAUAACUACAAACCAAAUUUCUAUUAUCUAACACCAAUAAAUCACCGCGACACUUAGUCUGAAACGUUGCUGAAAUUCCGGAAAAUUUGAUCCUGUUCUGUCGUGUUCCUCAUCAUUAUUCGGUUGUAAUUUAUUUUUUGCCAGAGAUUUUACUUUUAAUUACCGCAACCGCCACCGUCGUCUCUAAUACUUUGCAGAAAACAUCUCAAAAUUAUCUCACUUUUGGAACCUUAAUUUUUAAUUUCAUAUAACACAAAUAUAAUUCAAUUAUCUUUUAAUUCAAUUUGUUCAUUUGCCGUUUCUGCAGUUCAAUUUGAUUGGUGUUAUUAUUGGUUGGGUCAUCUUUGUUAUAACAAGUACAAUUGUGAUAGAGGUUGAGGAUAAACGCGAAAGCAGUAGUGAUGAGAGCGAUCAAGAUAGUGGUUGUGGGGGAUGGAGCGGUGGGUAAGACUGCCCUGCUGGUUAGGUACACUGAGAACAUCUUCUCCUCAGAUUACAUCCCCACCGUGUCCGACCACUACGCCAGGAAUACCCAGCUCGACGGACAGCUCACCAGCAUGCAGUUGUGGGACACCCCGGGUCAAGACGAUUAUGACCGAAUGAGGCCAAUGCUUUACCAGGGCGCAGAGGCAUUCGUGCUUUGCUUCUCGGCUAGGAGUCGCGUAUCUUUCGACAACGCGCAUACCAAGUGGAUCGGAGAAAUACGACACAACUGUCCCAACGUUCCAGUGAUCCUAGUCGCGACAAAGAUAGAUCUGCGGCGACAUGAGUUGUUGGAACCCGCCAUCUCAAAAAAGGAAGGGGAGGAGUUGAGUGUGAGAAUCGGGGCUUACAAGUACCUGGAGAGCUCUUCACAAACAGGGGAGGGGGUCAACGAAGUCUUUAAUGAGGCAGCGCGCGCACACUUCUCUCCCCAAAUGAAUAAAGUACGGAAAGGGAAAAAGCAUAAGUGCAUCGUAUUGUAGCUUAUCAAUGAAAAAAAUCAUGUAAUCAUGUAAUUAAUACAAACUUGAAAAGAUUUAGUUUGUUCAUAAUUUUGUAAAAAAACUACCUAGCUUCAGUCUGUAAAAAAAUGGAUAUUAGAUACGAUAUUUUUGAAAACUUGUUGAAGUGUUUCCAGAAAGUUACCGAGUCAGUCGGCG